CUCGUGUCAGAAACAUAGCUUGGCAAAGAACCUUCAGAGAGCAGUGUGUCGUUACACUAAAAAGAAUCCUACAGAAGACGAUUGAAUAACUGCAUAGAGUUGGAUAAGUCCGAUUUAAUUGAAGAAAAAAGAAAGCAGCCAACUUUAUUGCAGGAAAACACGAUUUCAACAACAUGGAUGUCGCCGGGAAAAUACUGAAUAAAACAGUGUCCGAAGAAGAGCACUCUGGAUUUGACACUGUGCGUGUAUGCUGCAACGUUUCAGCAGCAGCAGCAGUUAUCACCGACAAUGGAUUCGGUGCGUCUCAUCCAGAGGAACAUGACCUCUUCACAAUGCGUGUGGUGCAGAUCGCGGUCCUGUGCGUAUUGUCACUCACUGUGAUUUUUGGCAUAUUUUUCCUUGGUUGCAAUCUUCUAAUUAAAACAGAAAGUAUGAUUAGUAUUUUUGUAGAAGACCGGAGACCGUCUACGGACAAUGAUAUGAUCAUGGUUGCCUCAUAGGAUUGUAGGCCUACUUGUUUAAUUAAACAUCUUUAUUUUAUUUUCAAAUCAUAAAGUUUCCAGUAUGUUCCUUGAAUAUUAUUAUUCACUGUUCUUAUUAUUCACUGUUCACUGAACCCUUUAAAAGUUCAAUUGUCAAAAUCGGGCUUGUUUUCUUUUUUACAGCCUAUACCUACCCUAUAGAAUGUUUUCCAUCCUUGUAGG
This is a messenger RNA of Oncorhynchus kisutch (coho salmon), 704 nucleotides long. It is a transcript of the gene rprm3, whose product is annotated as reprimo, TP53 dependent G2 arrest mediator homolog 3. The record is from RefSeq and is a predicted model, not a curated record. The transcript is spliced from 2 exons. Lineage: Eukaryota; Metazoa; Chordata; Actinopteri; Salmoniformes; Salmonidae. The coding region runs from base 174 to 500 and encodes 108 amino acids.